AUGCCAAAAGAGUCUGAGGUGAAGAAUGCAGUCGCUUUCUACAAUCCUGAUGAGGAUGAGUUAUCGACAUCAGAAGCUGAUGGAACAGCCGGCCAAGCGAUUUCCCCACCGCGACCACUUCAUCUCAAUAUGAAUAUGAGCAAAAAUGACACAGUGGAACAGCUAAAGAAAUGCACAUUACGUCAAGUCGACAGCGAGAUCUUCGACAAUGACUCAUUCACUCGAUAUGCUCAAAGCCCAGGCGGAUCAAACCACGCCGUCUCGCAACCCUUUGAAAUGUCCGGUGUUCCCAUUGAAAGUCUUGAGAGUCGAAAUCAUCUCGUGAAAGAACUCUCGAAUCGACACCAAAAAACGCGUCGCUUCUCGGCACAUGCUCGUCUCGAGAACUCAGGUGGAGGAGAGAUCGCGAAUGGAGCAGGGAUUGGAGUGGCGGUGGGAGGAGGCAGUGGAGGGACACUCUCCGCCGCACUCUCACCCCUUUCCCCAAAUGGAUUCCCCAUCGAUGAGCUUAUGCCUAGAUCGAAAUCCCCACAAUUGAUUGAGAUGCACACUUUUCGUGACGCUAUCGACGUGAAUUACCAGAGAAUGGCGAUCACUGGAGAGGAGUUCUCUGGGGUUCCCCUUGAAGAUCACGCAACCGCAGCAAAAUGUAUAACGACGGCAUUAGACAUUCGUGAGCAAUACAUGAAACGAAUUGGUCAUCAUUUCCCGUCAACUGUCUCGAAUUUCCUUCACGGAGAAUACCCAAUGAAUCUGCCAAAGUGCCGAAAGAAGAACACCGAGUCGACUGCCAACACUUCUUUCAAUCCACCCGACCCACCAACGGAUCAUUGGGGAUUGUACACACCGUUGCCCGAAUAUCAAGAGAAAUACGAGCUGAGAAGGGAAAAUGGAGUGACACACUUUUACAAAUCCGAUGGCACACGGGAUCCCCAAUUCGAUGAAUACUACGUGAGCCAAGGAAAAUUCUUGGAUGACACUGAUCAAUUGACAUCAAUGAUUGUUGAUGGACCACUAAAAUCGUUCUGCUAUCGUCGAUUGUGCUAUUUGGAGAACAAGUUCGUACUUCACGUAUUGCUGAAUGAAUUGCGUGAAUUACAUGAACAGAAAUGCGUAUCGCAUAGAGAUUUCUACAAUAUAAGAAAGGUUGACACUCACAUACACGCGGCGUCAUCGAUGAAUCAAAAGCAUUUGUUGCGUUUCCUCAAGAAGAAGAUCAAGACUGAAAAGAAUACGGUUGUUUUAAUGGAGCAAGGCAAGCCAAUCACAAUGCAAACAGUGUUCGAACAAAUGGGCAUUGAGGCUUAUGAUCUCUCCGUGGACAUGCUCGAUGUGCACGCCGACAGAAACACUUUCCAUCGUUUCGACAAAUUCAAUGCAAAGUACAACCCAGUUGGCGAGUCUCGCCUUAGAGAGAUUUUCAUCAAAACCGAUAACCACGUUGGUGGAAAGUAUUUUGCUGAGCUGAUCAAGGAAGUACUCUCUGACCUUGAGGAGUCAAAGUAUCAACAUGCGGAGCCUCGUCUUUCGAUUUAUGGCCGAUCAAGGGAUGAAUGGGACAAAUUGGCGCACUGGGCAAUCACGCACGAUGUUUGGAGCACGAAUGCGAGAUGGUUGAUCCAGAUUCCGAGACUUUAUGACAUCUACCGGACGAAAAACAUGAAAAACUUUGGAGAACUCUUGGACAAUCUCUUCUUGCCGUUAUUUGAGGUCUCAAACGAUCCGUCAUCUCAUCCCGAUCUUCAUCGUUUCCUUCUAACUGUCUCCGGCAUCGAUUCAGUUGAUGACGAAAGUAAACACGAAUUUGUGCAGUUCGAUCGUUCAACUCCGGUCCCUGAAAAGUACACCGACAAGGAGAAUCCUCCUUACAAUUACUAUCUUUACUACAUGUAUGCGAAUAUCUCGUUGCUAAAUGCGUUCAGAAGAUCUCGUGGCUUAAACACAUUUGUUUUGCGUCCCCAUUGUGGAGAAGCUGGUCAUGUCAAUCAUUUGGUCACUGGAUUUUUAACCUCAGAGAGUAUCUCACAUGGAUUAAUGCUGAAAAAGGUGCCCGUUCUCCAAUACCUAUACUAUUUGACUCAAAUGGGCAUCGCCAUGUCGCCGCUCUCGAACAACUCGCUUUUCGUUAGCUAUCAGAAAAAUCCGAUGCACGAGUUUAUGCAGAAAGGUUUAAAUGUUUCCCUUUCCACUGACGAUCCCCUUCAAUUCCACUACACAAAAGAAGCGCUCAUGGAAGAGUAUUCGAUUGCGGCACAGGUAUGGAAGCUCUCCUCUUGUGACAUGUGCGAGUUGGCGAGGAACUCGGUGCUACAGAGUGGAUUCGAGGACAAGGUGAAAAUCCAUUGGCUUGGGCCGAAUUUUAAAGAGGAAGGAGUGCUGGGAAAUGACAUUCAUCGCACAAAUGUGCCCGAUAUUCGUGUCUCUUUCCGUCACGAGGCUCUCGUCGACGAGUUGACGAAUAUUUUCCGGGGAAAGAUGUUCGGUUUU
Mesorhabditis belari is the source of this 2487-nucleotide messenger RNA. NCBI's taxonomy places the organism in Eukaryota, Metazoa, Nematoda, Chromadorea, Rhabditida, Rhabditidae. The record is from the annotation of a GenBank genome assembly.